UUUACUUCUUAUACAAUACAAGAGGUCAUAUACAGAGACCUUCACUUCUCUCUUUCUCUCUCAACAUUCAACCUUCUUUUCUUUCCCCUUUUCACAACCAUUUCUGAGAUUCCUUCUCUAGUUUUCUCUUAUUGUACAAUUCCCACUUACAUCAAUCCUUUCGGUUGUUGCUAGAUUGCUUAUGUGAAAUUUCUUUAAAGGACUGUAAAAAGACAACCUUUCUGGGUUUAUUGGUUCCUGCUUUAAAUUUUCUUUCUGGGAACUAUCAUUUCUGGGUUUGCCUAUAAAAGAAAGCAUUUAUACAUAACUAUUGUAUUUUUUCAGAAAAAAAAAAACAUUUUUUUUUAUUGAUUUUGUUGUUCAAAGAUUUUUUUUCUCUCAUUUUCCUGCAAUUAUUUCGUCAUAUCCUUUAAUAAAUCUGCGGGAAAGAUUGAUACAUGGGUAAACAAGGUCCUUGCUAUCACUGUGGAGUUACAAGCACACCACUCUGGCGCAAUGGACCACCCGAGAAGCCGGUACUAUGCAAUGCAUGUGGGUCUCGGUGGAGGACCAAGGGAACUCUUGCAAAUUAUACCCCUUUACAUGCUCGAACAGAAACUGAUGCUUGUGGGGAUCAAAGGGUUUCCAGGAUAAAGAGCAUAUCAAAUAAGAGAGAAAUGACAUUGCUCAAGCCAAAUAAUGACCAUGAUAAUGAACUAUCUGGAGAGUUUGCACCUGAUUACAACCAGGGAUGUCAAAUCUUUGCAGAUGAAGAUGCAAGCAACCGAUCAAGUUCCGGAUCAGCUAUUUCUAACUCAGAGAGCUGUGCACAAUAUGGUGCCAUGGAUGCUUGUGAUCUGACAGGUCCUGUUCAGUCAGUGGUUUGGGAUGCCAUGGUGCCUUCAAAAAAGAGGACAUGCGUUGGCCGGCCAAAGGCUUCUUCUGUUGAGAAGCUAACAAAAGAUUUAUGUACCAUUCUUCAUGAACAACAGUCUUAUUUCUCUGCAUCUUCUGAAGAAGAUCUUCUUUUUGAAAGUGAAACACCAAUGGUCUCUGUUGAGAUAGGACAUGGAAGCAUUCUCAUCAGGCAUCCUAGCUAUAUAGUCCGUGAUGAAGAGUCCGAGGCUAGUUCUCUUUCAGUUGAUAAUAAACAAUGCCCAACGAGUGAGGCAUAUUCUUAUGUUGGUCCCAUUAUGAUGCAUAAUGAUUCUAGUUACUUGAAGCCAUCAUCUCUAGAAGUUGAAAAGAUCAGGAACUAUACUGACCAAGGAUGGCAGCCGGAACAACAUAAAAGUGAUAAGUCUCAACUUGAAAGAGUACAGAUCCUUGGCAAUCAUGAAUCACCCCUGUGCUCUAUAGAUUUAAAUGAUAUAGUAAACUAUGAAGAGUUUUUGAGAAUCUUGACAAAUGAAGAGCAACAACAGUUACUGAAGUUACUUCCUGGGGUUGAUACUGCUAAACUUCCUGAUAGCCUUAAAGUCAUGUUCAAUAGUUCUCAAUUCAAGGAGAACAUAACUUGUUUUCAGCAGCUUCUUGCGGAAGGGGUUUUUGAUAUCUCUUUGUUGGGGGCAAAACCUGAAGACUGCAAGACUUUGAAAAGACUUGCAAUAUCCAAUCUGUCGAAGUCAAAAUGGGUUGAACACUAUAAUUUUCUCAAGAAAUGUAAAAACAAAGGUGGAAAAUUUGAUUCUUUUGGAUCUGCUGUUACAGCAACAACUAAUGGUGCAAACAAGAGAACGCGUGACAGCAGAAAUCAAAACUUCCCAGAAUUGAAUACAGAAAUGAGGAGCCCAAAAAGAAUGAUCACAAAGGUUAGCUGUGAGGUGAAAGAGGGUGUAGAAGAUGGUGCUUGCUAUAGUCCAAAAAGCCUAUUUGCUUUGCCUACUGAUGCUAGUUCACUCAUGCUUGGUUCUUUGAACUUUGUGGAGGAGAUCAGUGAGCAGGAUCUGCUGCUAGAGGUGCCAUCUAACACUUCUUUUCCUCAGGCAGAGCUCUUGCACCCAAGUGCUAGUAGCAGCUCAGUCUACUCACAUCUUAUUCAUCAUUAAGCACACACACUCUUUACCAGUUCAUUUGGAUGCUUAAUUAUGGACCAUGUUUUACAUCUUAAACACAUGAUGGUUGUGCUUUUGUUUACUUGCAAGUUGCAACCUUCCUUAGCUUGGAUUGCCAACUAUGAAAGUUGGGUGGCUUUUUCACUUCUUUUUUUUUGUUGUUGUAUAGGUUGGUAUAAGGUUGUAACAUAGCAUGACAUGAAGAGGGAUUAUGUAAUAAUAUCCAGAGCUUUUGUGAAUAA
Messenger RNA from Vigna angularis (adzuki bean), 2275 nucleotides. RefSeq names its product GATA transcription factor 26. Bases 438 to 2027 code for a protein of 529 amino acids. The transcript is spliced from 8 exons. Gene Ontology annotation, biological process: regulation of DNA-templated transcription. The record is from RefSeq and is a predicted model, not a curated record. NCBI's taxonomy places the organism in Eukaryota, Viridiplantae, Streptophyta, Magnoliopsida, Fabales, Fabaceae. Gene Ontology annotation, molecular function: zinc ion binding; sequence-specific DNA binding.